AUGGCGCCCAUUGCGAAGAAGCAGAACACUGGUAAAAGUGGGAAGAAGAAGAAGCAGGUCCUGAAGUUCACAUUGGACUGCACCCAUCCUGUUGAAGAUGGCAUUAUGGACGCCGCCAACUUUGAGCAGUUCCUUCAGGAACGUAUCAAGGUCAACGGGAAAGCGGGCAACCUCGGUGGCGGUGUGGUGUCCAUCGAGAGGAGCAAGAGUAAGAUUACAGUGUCUUCGGAGGUGCCCUUCUCUAAAAGAUACUUGAAGUAUCUGACCAAGAAGUACCUGAAAAAGAAUAAUCUUCGUGACUGGUUGCGUGUGGUGGCCAACACCAAGGAGAGCUAUGAGCUGCGCUACUUCCAGAUCAACCAGGAUGAAGAGGAGGAGGAGGAUGAAGAUUAA
This is a messenger RNA of Nerophis lumbriciformis (worm pipefish), 393 nucleotides long. The record is from RefSeq and is a predicted model, not a curated record. NCBI's taxonomy places the organism in Eukaryota, Metazoa, Chordata, Actinopteri, Syngnathiformes, Syngnathidae.